AUGGCCCAACCUACUCGAUCAAUAGCAUCAUUUCCAUACCUGGGCGGGGCAGGCUCGCUUCGUCGACUAUUCGAACAAACCACUCCAGGAUUCAACACACUGCAGUCGUUCUUUUCAAAAUGGUUGAAAUUGGAUAUAACAACAUUGGCCAUGGCGCUGACUGUCUUUGGCGCCAUCAGCACAGGAAGCCAGCACCUCAAAGGUCUGGCCUAUGAGGUGUACAACUGGAUCGUCAGGUUCUUUACCGCGUCUGUGUCGAUUCCCGGUAGCGACCGCCUGAAUCGUGAGGUCUUGAACUGGAUUGGGGCCAAGGUGCUCGUACGGCAGCAGACUCGCAUUUUGACUGCAAGUUCCGAGCCUAUUCAGAAUGACGCCUGGGAAUUUAGAAGAGCGGCCAUUCGAAGGAUUGACUACCACCAAGAGAAACGGCUGCCCAUACAAUAUCUUCCUACAUUUGGCAUCACCUGGUUCUUCCAUGAUCACAAAAUCUUCCUUGUUCGUCGCAUAGCGGAUCCAAGGUCUGCUAUGCGCAGCUUCCACAUGUCGGCCGACUCUGCUGAUCAGUAUGUUGUGCCUCCAGCCGGCCACGAGCCGCUGGUCGUCAUGUGCCUAGGCAGGUCUGUCCAACCCAUCAAAAGGUUUCUCAACACAUGUCGUGACUUUGCCGACAAGCAACGUGAGGCUUUCGUCACAGUCCACGCGUCAAGAAAUCUUUUCCACCGAGAAGGUUGGGAUACGACAAUACUACGACCGAUUCGGCCUCUCGAGACUGUUCAUAUGGACAAAAAGACUAAAGAUGAGCUCGUCCUCGACAUUGACAACUAUCUUAAGCCAGCCACUAGACGCUUCUACACAAACCGUGGCAUUCCUUAUCGCCGAGGCUAUCUGCUCCAUGGCCCCCCAGGGACUGGCAAGACUUCACUAUCAAUCGCGCUUGCCGGACGCUUUGGCCUUGAUCUAUUCAUGAUCAAUAUUCCAACUGUGAGCCAGGACAUUGACUUGGACAGGCUAUUCACAUCCCUGCCACCACAAUGUAUUGUCCUUCUCGAAGACAUCGAUGCUGUUGGAAUAAAACGUACCCGAGAGCUUCCCGAUAUUCCCUUGGAAGUCAAGGAUCCCAAGGAGAUUCGAAAGGUCGGCGGGCAGCUACGCCCUGGCCGUGUCACUCUGUCUGGUCUGUUGAAUGUUUUGGAUGGCGUGACGAGCCAGGAAGGGCGGAUUGUUUUGAUGACCUCCAACUUUGCGGAUGCACUCGACGACGCUUUGGUCCGGCCUGGGCGGAUUGACAAAAUAAUCUUCAUGGGCAACAUCAGCAAAGAUGCCGCGGAGGAGAUGUUUCUGCGCUUUUAUGCCCCCGAACCCAAUGAUGAGCCCAACAUGGCAGAACCUUGUGCCAAGAUCAGCAGCGAACAGCUCCAAACAUUGGCAAUCGAAUUCAAGUCGCAAGUACCCGCCGAUACGUUGACGCCAGCACAGCUGCAGGGGUUUCUAUUGAAUCACAGGCACCACCCUGAAACCGCUGUUUCCAUGUUCCAGUCAUGGAUCAUGGACGAAACAGCUCUCAUGGACAACACACGAGAGAUAGAGACCGGAGGUGACAAGCUCAAAGCAUCCACAACAGGUGAUGACAUUGGGGCACCUGAGAAAGCUUGUCAUCCCGUAGGAGGCUAG
This is a messenger RNA of Pestalotiopsis fici W106-1, 1671 nucleotides long. RefSeq lists its product as uncharacterized. The transcript has a single exon. Gene Ontology annotation, molecular function: ATP binding; ATP hydrolysis activity. Lineage: Eukaryota; Fungi; Ascomycota; Sordariomycetes; Amphisphaeriales; Sporocadaceae. Gene Ontology annotation, cellular component: mitochondrial inner membrane. Bases 1 to 1671 code for a protein of 556 amino acids. The record is from RefSeq and is a predicted model, not a curated record. Gene Ontology annotation, biological process: mitochondrial respiratory chain complex III assembly; protein insertion into mitochondrial inner membrane from matrix.